Messenger RNA from Triticum aestivum (bread wheat), 1951 nucleotides. Its product is annotated as glutamate receptor 2.8. NCBI's taxonomy places the organism in Eukaryota, Viridiplantae, Streptophyta, Magnoliopsida, Poales, Poaceae. Gene Ontology annotation, molecular function: ligand-gated monoatomic ion channel activity. The transcript is spliced from 6 exons. The record is from RefSeq and is a predicted model, not a curated record. Bases 233 to 1615 code for a protein of 460 amino acids. Gene Ontology annotation, cellular component: membrane.
GGUCGCCAUCUUUCAGCCUUUCCGCCGACCGGCGCAACGGCGGCGAGGUCGCUGUUCGUCGGAAUGACCUCCCGUCCCGGCCCCCCACCGUCUGCGGGAGUCGUACGGUGGCGGGGAUCGCUGUUGCCAAUGGGGCAGAAGAUGGACUACCUUCUUCCAGGUAGAUGCAGUGCAGGCCCCUCGCCGCACCUGCGACGGGCUACCUCCUCUCCUCAGCCCAGAAAUCGGGAUAAUGAACAACAGAAUACUAUCGGGAAGAGAAACAGGAGCUUUGACCAGAGGCUAUGUGAAGACACUCAGGAUUGCUGUGCCUCAAAAACCGGGGUUUAAAGCUUUUGUGAAUGCAACUUCUCAUAAAGUCAGUGGCUAUUGCAUUGAUAUCUUUGAGGCUGCUGCAAAGAAACUACCACGUGUUCUUCAUUAUAAGUUCGUUGUCGUUGAUGGUUCUUAUGACGAGCUAGUAUGCAACGUGUCUUUGGGGAUCUACGAUGCAGUAGUGGGUGACAUAACUAUAACCGCAGAGCGAGCUGUAGACGUGGACUUCACGAUGCCAUACACCGAGUCAGGCGUGUCACUGCUUGUGCUCACCGAGAAUGACUCCAAGCCAGCAAUUGAAUGGGUGUUUCUAAAGCCAUUAACAACAGAACUUUGGUUAGCACUUAUGGGGGGAUUCUUCUUCACUGGACUUGUUGUGUGGACGAUCGAGUGGCCCAGAAACCCGGAGUACCAAGGAUCGAGUUUGAGACAGUGCAGCACUGCUCUCUACUUUUCUUUCUCUACUUUGACAUUUUCUCAUGGUCAAAUUAUUAGAAGCCCCCUGUCGAAAAUUGUUGUGGUGAUAUGGUGCUUUGUUGUGCUGGUUAUAGUGCAGAGCUACACAGCUAGCUUAUCAUCCAUUUUGACUGCAAAGAGGCUCCGGCCCUCAGUGACAGAUCUUGAGCAGCUCCGAUCAAAUGGUGAUUAUAUUGGAUACCAAUCUGGAUCAUUUGUACAAUCUGUCUUGAAAAAACGAGGCUUCAACGUUAAUAGGUUAAAUGCCUACACGAAUAAAACGGAAUAUGCUGAAGCCUUGAGAAAGGGGUCAAAGAAUGGAGGUGUCUCGGCUAUCGUUGAUGAGAUCCCUUAUAUAACCUCGUUUCUCUCUGACCCUAAAUACCAUAAUGAAUUCCAGAUGGUCAAUCGCAUAUACAAGACACCUGGACUUGGUUUCGUGUUUCCGAAAGAGUCUCAGCUGGUGCAUGAUCUUUCGGUUGCCAUCCUGGAGUUGACAUUUGGGGCUGAGGGCUCACAAAUUGAAGAGAAAUGGUUAGGCAAAGCGACACCAUUGCCGAGCUAUGGCAUGCCCAACACAGAUGCGGCACCUCUCACUUUGCAAAGUUUCUCUGGUCUCUUCAUCAUCACUAGUUCCGAGGGAGAUGGCGGAAGUGAAGGCCACGGAGGAUCUGGUCCGCUGCAGAACGGCACGGGCAACGGGUCUAUGGCUGAUCAACCCCACCAUGAAGCCAGAAAUGAGCAUCCUCAGGGUGUCAAUGGGAUCAGAGAAAGUCCUGGUGAUGUAGAACCCAAUGACUCUGUGCCCGAACCAGCCAUCCUAAUCGAGAUGAACACCCGAUGAGAUGCCGACAACUGUUCUGCAUAGCGCGCAUCAGAUCAGAAGAAAUGACAAAUACUUCUGUUCCAUCUUAUAUGGAUAUUCAGCAAUGUCAUAAGGGAAUGAGUGUAAGAAUGGGUGAUGGGCCCAAAUCAUAGCCUAGCUAGAAAUAGUAGUUUCAGUGACUGAUACCCAGAUUAAUUUAUUUUCUGAAUUGGUUGUCGUUGGUCUUAUUUUCAAAGAGUGUAUAGAUGAUCACUGACAGGCGAGUGCCAAGGAAAUCCUACUAUCUGCCCGAUUAUUAUGGGAACUAACAACAUUUGUCUGAUUUAUACUUUGUCACAGGAGGUAUAUACUGUA